Messenger RNA from Plectropomus leopardus (leopard coralgrouper), 1527 nucleotides. It is a transcript of the gene scn4bb, whose product is annotated as sodium channel, voltage-gated, type IV, beta b. Gene Ontology annotation, biological process: regulation of sodium ion transmembrane transporter activity; cardiac muscle cell action potential involved in contraction; regulation of ventricular cardiac muscle cell membrane repolarization. NCBI's taxonomy places the organism in Eukaryota, Metazoa, Chordata, Actinopteri, Perciformes, Serranidae. Gene Ontology annotation, molecular function: transmembrane transporter binding; sodium channel regulator activity. The record is from RefSeq and is a predicted model, not a curated record. Gene Ontology annotation, cellular component: plasma membrane; voltage-gated sodium channel complex.
AGAACCCGGCUGGAUUCUGCAGUUGUGUUUGUUUUGGAGCAGAUCUGGCUGCCAUGGAGGUCCGGUGGGUUGAACCCCUGAGGCUGGGCCCUCCGCACACGUCCGUCUGCCUGAUGUUCUCUCUGCUGCUUGGUGUGUGGUCUGUUCAGGCUCUCGAGAUGCUUGUAGGAAAGAUUCCUUUCCUGGAGGCAGUGAACGGCAGCACAGUCAUGUUGCCUUGCACAUAUUUUAGCUGUAUCGGCAUCGAAGACCUCUACUUCAGCUGGCAAUACAACGACAACGGAACCAUGCAGAAGGUGUGUGAUUCAGUGAUAGCAUCAGAGGACGCGGAGCCACAUGUAAAUAUAUAUCGAGAGCGGGUGGAGUUUGUGGGGAAGAACCAUGACAAAAACGUCUCCAUCUUGCUGUGGAACAUCACCUUCGAGGACGGAGGCCAGUACACAUGUUUUGGACGGAACCGCAAGGAGAAGGGCAGGAACCACAGCGCCAUCUUUAACCUCAUCGUGGUGGACAAGUUGAGGGUGGUGGACAACACGCUGAGCAUCAUCAUAGCCUCGUGUGUGGGCGGAGCCAUCGCAGCGUUAAUGGGCUUCAUGCUGCUCAAGAACUUCACUCUCUAUGUUCUUUCAAAGCUUGAGGAGAAAAAUAAGGAGUGCCUUGUAACUUCAUCAGGGAUCGACAACACAGAAAAUGGCCUCUCAGGAUCCAAAGCUGAUUCAAAGCCAACACCAAAAAAGAAAUGAGAAAGUGCAUGUAUGUAAAACCAUAUCAGUACUCACAUUUAUGUACUUUCUUUGCAUAUAUGAUGCACACGUGUUUGCACACAAGCAGAUUCAUUAUGUUCAACUUGGGAUCCUAAAAACUGCCUGGCUGUGGCCUCCAAAGGGGAAUCUAUACUUGUGCACAGUAUACAUGUGCACGGAAUAGUGACUGUGCAGAUGAUAUGCAACUGAAGAAUGUGCAAAUCACAUAAUUAUUUAAAAUGUGCUCACAAUUUAAUAAUUUUCUUUUUUAAGGGUAAUUGCACCUACAAGUGAUUCUUCAGCUUGACUUAUUCAUGAUUAGUGUCUUAAUCUUAUAAUAUUUACAUCCCAACUCCCAUCUGGUCUCCCAUAUAUCAACCUCCUUUGCCCACAUUGUUCAUCACAUUAACAGAGAAAAAAUGAAGGUUUUAUCUUGAUAUGAAGUAACAGCAUUGAAGGAAAUACAACCUUAAAGGUGAUAUCACAACAGGAAGGAAGAAAGCAUGACUCUCUCAAAUAAAAAAGAAAUAGUCUUGACCCGGUGAGGUUUGAUUUAACUGGUUGAUUCCACACAGUUUCAGCAGGCUCUAUAGAUAUUACUUUAAAAAGCAUCUUGGAGCCCUUUAAGAAAGAAUUCGUUUAAAAUGCAGAGUAGUGCAAUGAUCUUCCUAUCUGCAACAUCGGGGGAGGUAGAAGGGACAUACAUUUUUUUUUUGUAAACACUAGGAAAAAAUCAAGAAUAAGGGGAAGUUAUCCAAGGUUGCUUUGUAAUUGGGCACCUCUA